Messenger RNA from Daldinia caldariorum, 648 nucleotides. RefSeq lists its product as uncharacterized. The record is from RefSeq and is a predicted model, not a curated record. The transcript has a single exon. Lineage: Eukaryota; Fungi; Ascomycota; Sordariomycetes; Xylariales; Hypoxylaceae. Bases 1 to 648 code for a protein of 215 amino acids.
AUGAAGAGCUGCUGGAUCCUCCUUCUCCAGAUAAGCGCAAUCAUUAGCGCUUGUCUGGCUCUAAGCUUGAGGGUGCCUAGGGAGGAGGGCGCGGCAGGAGAAGUAGGGAACGACACCAGCGAGGUGUUGGCGGUGUCGGCGGGGCCCGCAGAACAGCCAGAUCCCAGCGGCCAUUCUCGUUCCCAUCUCGACGAGUCCCAGCCCCCGUCCCAGCCCGAAUUCGCCGCGCCCGACCCGGACAACGAGACCGCUCUGGAGAUCCCGGUGUCGCACCAGGGCUGCACGAACCGGUUUCUGGGGGACGAUAACAUCAUACGCGGCAUGCAGAAGAUGGUGGACUGGAGCUCUCGGGGCAAUACGGUCCUGGCCAGGAGCUACCACAUGGUGAGGUUGGGCAACGUGGCGGUGUACCUCUGCAACUGCAAGGGCCACUGGCGCGACGCCGCGCCGCCCAACGAGAUGAGCGAGGUCUACAUGCGCCUGCUCAUCCAUUGCGGGAGGGGCCGGUCCGACUGGAUCUUCAGCAAGAAGUGGGAGAAGGGAUACGGCGUCGAUUCCGAGGCCGUGAUCGGCCACUUGCAGAACCUGGAGAGCUUGUGCCCCCAUAACUGCUGGUUGAUACCGCGACCACCUGACAAGGAUAACUAA